AUUAUUAUUUAUACUAUUAAUAAUUAACCGAACAAAUUAAAUGUACCUUAACAUAAUAUUUCGAAGAAUUAUUUUUUAAUUUUAAGUCCUUAUCUAAUAAAAAAUUGUAAUCUAAAUAAUAUAUGUAAUAUUUUAUUAACUUAGAAUUCAUUUAGCAUCAAUGAGAUUAUCAAAUGCGUGGAAGUCUAAUGUUAGCUUCAACUUAUUUUUUUCAUUAAAAUUGGUACCAAAUUGUAGAGCUAUAAUGACUUUUGAAAGGAAAAGAUAUGGACACUCAAUUUCUAACGAAGAAAAUAGUACCUUCAAAAUAACUAUAGGGGAUGUAAAAAAACUCACCAAAUCAUCAAAAACUCCAGAAUUUGUUCCUACUCAGUAUUUAUCUAUGUCUUGUAACCAAGAAGCAAUAUCACAUUUGCGUUGGAUGCUACAAAAAGAUAUUCUUGGGCAAGAUAUGUUUUUGAUUGGUACACCUGGUUCUCAAAGACGUCGCUUAGCUAUGGCAUACUUAGAACUAACUAAUAAAUCUGUAGAAUUUGUUUCAUUAUCACAAGAUACAACAGAAGCUGAUUUAAAACAACGAAGAGAAAUUGUAAGCGGAACUGCUAAAUAUUUUAAUCAGAGUGCUGUUAAAGCUGCUAUUGAAGGUCGAGUAUUAGUUUUAGAUGGAAUUGAAAAAGCCGAACGUAAUGUUUUACCAAUUUUAAACAAUUUAUUAGAAAAUCGAGAAAUUCACUUAGAAGAUGGUAGAUUUUUAUUGGCACCUAAAACUUAUGACAAUUUAUUAAAGGAACAUGGAUUAGAAAAUAUGAUUAAAUGGAAUUUAGUUCGGGUUAGUGAAGAUUUUUUGGUUAUCGCUUUAGGGUUGCCUGUUCCAACAUUUAGUGGUAUUCCUUUAGAUCCUCCAUUACGAUCGCGUUUUCAAGCAAGGAAUAUUACCACACCAUCUUAUUUGACGAUGUUAAAUGACUUAAUGACGGAUUAUUCUACGAUUUCUAAAGACAAACUGGAACAACUUUUAUCUUGUGCUUAUGCUUUAGCCUCGCCAGAAUCAACAGAACUCGGUUUACACUAUUUUCCGAUCGAAAACUUACCCAUUGCUGCAAAAUUAAUCCAUAAUAAUUCUUCAGUAUCGACCAAUUAUUUAUUAAAACGACUUUAUCCAUAUGAUAGCUUUAUGAAUGUUGAUGGAAAGAAUGCUGUGAAUAAUAUUGUUUCUUCAUUUUGUGAAGAAGAAGAUGAAGCUAUAAAAUGUUAUGUCUCAUCUGUUGGGCAACCAGAAAAUAGUCUAAUUAAAAUUGUUCUUUCAAAUUCUAAAAGUUUUACUGUUCCUUGUGGAGAAUUUUCUUCGAAUCCUAUAAUUCAAGAUCAUGUGAAAACGAAUUAUCAAGAUAAAAUUUUAGCUGAUCUUGCACUCAGUCAUUCUGCUAGUGAUAUUUGUAUUAUAGGGCCUAGGGGUUGUGGUAAAACAGCUAUUGUUAAUCAAUUUGCUGCAAUGUUUAACUAUGAUAUAGAAACAAUUUCUUUGUAUCAAGAUUUAACAUCAAGAGAUUUGAUUCAACAUAGAUCUACCUUACCAAACGGUGAUACAAUUUGGAAGUACAGUCCAUUAGUGGUAGCAGCUCUCGAAGGAAAACUAACAGUUCUUGAUGGGCUACAUAGAUUACAUUCUUCUACAUUGACUAUUUUACACAGACUAAUUCAAGAUCGAGAUCUCCAGCUUCAUGAUGGUACUAGAUUAUUAAGAUCAGAUAGGUAUGACAACUUAGCUAGUAAACUUGGAACAAGUACUUUAGAAAAAGCAAAUAUUCUAAGAAUUCAUCCUGCCUUCAGAAUCAUUGCUUUAGCAGAAUCACCUGGUGGUACUAUUCCUCAGUGGAUCACACCUGAAGUUCUGAACCUUUUUUUGUUUCAUGAAAUCAGACCUUUAUCUGCUAUUGAAGAACUGAGUGUUAUUCAAAACCUUUAUCCUAACAGUGUAAAAUCAAUGAAAAGUUUAGUGUCUGUUGCUGAAAAUCUUAGAAAAUCAUCUGAUGCAUACUUAAAUUCAUUGGCUUUUUCACUAUCUACUCGUCAAUUGUUACGCAUAGCAAAAAGACUUGAAAAAUAUUCUGAUUCAGACUUUUUCAGCAUUGUUAACAAAGCUUGCUUAUCUCAAUUCUUACCUCUUUUAACUAAACAAAUGCUUGAAAACACUUUGCGAAAGUGUAACAUAAGGCCUAUAACAAGUAAAGAAAAUAACAGUGUAAUAGAAUGUAAAUAUAAUAAUGAAUAUGUAACAAUUGGACAGACUACUGUUUCACGAUACAGUACAAAUGCAACAACUAAAGUUCCCAAUAUAUUAUUUUAUGAUUUACCUCAGCAUUUAAAACAGUUGGAACUAAUGUUGCAAGAUUUUAUGCUAGGUGAACAUUUACUCUUAGUUGGUAACCAAGGAGUUGGUAAAAAUAAAAUAGUUGAUAGAUUUUUACAACUAAUGAAUCGCCCCAGAGAAUAUAUUCAACUACAUAGAGACACAACAGUUCAAUCAUUAACCAGUCAACAAACAGUUAUUGAUGGUUUAUUGAAAAUUGAAGAUUCCCCUUUAGUUAAAGCAGUUAAAGCUGGUUAUGUUUUAGUAGUCGAUGAAGCUGACAAAGCACCCAUUCAUGUAACAUGUGUGCUUAAAAAUCUUGUUGAAACUGGAAAUAUGAGACUUGCUGAUGGAAGACUAAUUGUUAACAAUAAAAAUAGUUCAUCAUUAAAUAACUCAAUAAUUUCACUUCAUCCUGAUUUUAGAAUGAUAAUUUUAGCUAAUCGACCUGGUUUUCCAUUUUUAGGAAAUAAUCUAUUCAGCACAUUAGGUGAUGUAUUCAGUUGUCAUAUUAUUAAUAAUCCAAGUCAAGAAUCUGAAACUCUAUUGUUAAAAAGUUAUGGUCCAAAUGUUUCUGAAGAAAUUAUUGAACAAAUAAUUUUAGCAUUUGGAGAUCUUAGACAAUUAUUUGAUAAAAAUUUAGUAUCAUAUCCUUAUUCAACCCGAGAAGCAGUCAACAUUAUUAAACAUUUACAAAAUUAUCCACAAGAUUCUCUUUCUGAUGCUAUAAGAAAUGUAUUUGAUUUUGAUAGUUAUUCAAAAGAAGCUCAAGAAGUCAUUACCAAUGUUCUCAGUCAACAUAAAAUGCCAAUAAAAUUAUCCCCUUGGUCUAGAUCAACUAAAAAGGAUAAUCUUCAAAUAACCAUUGAAAAGGAAAGUGGACUGGAUGUAUCAAGUCCAAAACAUGGAAAAGUUGAUGAGAAAAAUGAACCUCAUGUUGGAGGAAAUACAUGGGCAGGAGGUACUGGAGGUCGAGAUACAGCAGGACUUGGUGGAAAAGGUGGUCCUUAUAGACUUGAUGCCAAACAUAAAGUUUUUCAGGUUAGUGACGAAGAAAAAAAUGCUGUACCUGAACAUGUAAAAAAAGCAGCUAGAGAAAUGGGGCAAAAAGCUUACAAAGAACGUCUUAAGCAAAUUGAAAUGUCUGAAUAUGAUGACAAAGUCUAUAAUGAAUAUUCCCAACCAGUGCAAAAACAAGUACAAGCUUUAAGAGUAAUUUUAAAUUCAUUGCAAGCCAAAUCCAAAGAAAGACAAUGGGUCAAACAUCAAACUUCUGGGGAAUUAGAUGAUACUAAAUUAAUAGAAGGUGUUAUUGGUGAAAAAUCAAUUUAUCGAAAGCGUAGUAAUAUAGAUCCACAAAUUGGAGCUCCUCAGCUGAAACCUAAACGUUUACGUUUUAUUGUGGAUGUAUCUGGUAGUAUGUAUAGAUUUAACAGUUAUGAUGGAAGAUUGGAUCGUGAACUUGAAGCUGUAGUUUUGGUAAUGGAAGCUCUUAGUGGUUUUGAAGAUAAAAUAAUAUAUGAUAUUGUUGGUCAUUCUGGUGAAACUGAAUGCCUAAAGUUUGUUGAUAAAUUUAAUCCUCCUACUGAUAACAAAAAAAGACUUGAAGUUAUUAAAAAAAUGCAUGCUCAUACUCAAUUUUGUAUGGCUGGCGAUAACACUCUUCAGUCAGUUGUUUAUGCUCAAAAAACAUUAGAAGCUGAAAAUAAGGAUUUUGAUGAAGCUGUUAUUAUACUUUUAUCUGAUGCUAAUUUAGCACGUUAUAACAUUAGACCUGAAAAAUUAGCAGCUGCGCUUACUCUUAGUUCAGAUGUACAAUCAUAUGCAAUCUUCAUUGGUUCUCUUGGUGAUCAAGCUGAUAUGUUAAAUAGGAGUCUACCAACCGGUAAAAGUUUUGUAUGCAUGGAUCUUAAACAUAUACCACAAAUUAUUCAACAAAUAUUCAUGUCUUCUAUCAUAAAUGUAUUUUAAUGAAGAAUAACACUUCGAAAUAUCUUACUUUUUUUGCUAAUAUUAUUAAAUUAUAUUUUUAGCUAUUAGAGACUAAUGGUUACCGUUUUUAUUGUUAAAAAUGUGUUUUAAAAUUGUAAAAUUUUGUAAAUAAUCACAUUUUAUUAAUGUUAUUGAUUGAUAUAAUUUUUUAAAAUAAAACCACGGUGUUAUGAUAA
Daktulosphaira vitifoliae (grape phylloxera) is the source of this 4518-nucleotide messenger RNA. It is a transcript of the gene c12.2, whose product is annotated as von Willebrand factor A domain-containing protein 8. The transcript is spliced from 22 exons. The record is from RefSeq and is a predicted model, not a curated record. Lineage: Eukaryota; Metazoa; Arthropoda; Insecta; Hemiptera; Phylloxeridae. Gene Ontology annotation, cellular component: cytoplasm. Gene Ontology annotation, molecular function: ATP hydrolysis activity; ATP binding. Bases 161 to 4321 code for a protein of 1386 amino acids.